UCUUUAGCCUUUCAGAAUAAGCAGUUAAAGGGAUGGAAAUGUAUAAAAAUUGGGACAGUUGCAGUGAGAGUUUUUUCUCCACCAUCUGUCCUCCAAUAUAUGAGUAAUUAGAAUUUUAAAUUAUUCUGAAAUAAGUCAGAAACAACAUGAGGAAGCUGUGGUAAAAAGAAAUGAGGUGGUGAUGAGACACAAAAAGCUUCCUCUUUGGAUACUUUGUAUAUUAUCUUAGAAAGUAACGGUUUUGGUACUUUCUAUCAGUUUUUUUUUUCUUUUUUCUUUUUUUUUUUUUUUUGCUCAGUUUCCUGCUCAUCUUAAUCUCUGAAAACUGCAUCUCUGCUCAUAUAUGAUGAAUACAUCACAGUUCAAUACAGCUAUCUGGAACUAGUGAAUGAUAAUGAAAUUUUUGGUUCCCUCUUUCUCUCAUUGGGGGUGUGGCAUAUGAUCUCGUGUUGUAAUCAGAGGCAAACUGCAGAAAGAUCAGAUUUGUGAAAGACCGGAUUCAAUACCCUACUAACAGCGAAACACAAAGAUAAUUUCUGUCCUGGGGAAAUGGGGAGCGGACUGGAACCAGAUCAAGAAGCUAUGCUUAAUUUAAAUGAAAGUACACCAAAAACUUUAACCACAGAUUCAAACUUGUGCAACAACCUACAGUGCUACAUGGUCCUGAGCGAACCAGAGCAGAAAGCUAUUGGCUCAAUUUGCUUGCUAGCUGGUCCCGUGACUUUCCUGGAGAACGUUUUGGUCCUGGUGGUCAUUGCAAGCUCCGCCACGCUGCGCAGACGGCCAUCAUACCUGUUCAUCGGCAGCUUGGCACUGGCUGACACUUUUGCCAGCUGUGUCUUCACCAUAAGUUUUCUAUAUUUCCAUCUUUAUAGUAAAGGCAACAGUAAUGGCGACGGCGCUAAUAUCUAUCUGUUCAAGCUGGGUGGUGUCACAAUGGCCUUCACAGGCUCUGUGGGAAGUCUAUUGCUGACAGCGCUGGACCGUUAUCUCUGCUUUUACCAGGCUUCCAAUUACAAGGUGCUAUUGACACGCACAAGGGCCAAGCGGGCUAUAGUAUUAUUAUGGUGUGUAACAAUUAUAAUUUCAUUCCUUCCUCUGAUGGGUUGGAGGUGCACAACCAGAUUUGAUCCUCCUUGUUCCCGUCUUUUCCCCUUUGUGGAUCAUCGCUACCUGGCAUGCUGGACGGGCCUGCAACUUGUGGUGCUGUUCCUUAUCACAGUGGCUUAUGCCCUCAUCCUGUGGAAAGCAAACCGGCAUGAAGCAGCAAUGGGUGGAUCAAAGUUGAACCAUGAAGCAGCAACGGAUGGACCAAAGUUGGGGAGGCCGAGCAUAAAAGGACAGACUCGAAUGCGAAUGGACAUUCAUCUCGCACGCACCUUCAGUCUGAUCCUCCUAAUCCUCGCGGUUUGUUGGCUGCCUGUCCUUUCUUUUAUGAUGGUGGAUGUCAUGGUGACCCUUGAUAAAACACAACAGCGAAUAUUCGCUUUCUGUAGCACGCUCUGCCUGGUGAACUCGUGUGUAAACCCGCUCCUAUACGCCCUACGCUGCCGAGAGCUGAGGGGAGAACUGUUAGCACUGUUCAAAUGUUGCAGGGAACAUACUUUGGGAAAAACUCAUAGCCAAAAAAAUGAAAAUAAUUCUGGCAAAAAGAGCAAGGAUCAGACAGUGAGUAAUAGUAAUCCAGAUACUAUUUCUGAGAGUGUAGACAACCAGCAAAACAGCAUACAAAUCUUAUAAAGUCUUCAAGGUCAUCAUUUUCAUCCAUUUUGCUGAAAUGUAGUUCUUUAUUAUAGUAUGCCUUGCCGUUACAUUGCUUGUGAUAAGAAUUUGCAGGAUAUCAAAUAAAUUACAGUGUAAAGUGUGGGAAAUAUGAAAAUAUGAAAUGAAGAAGAUGGCAUUCUAAUAAGAACUUUAACAUGUUUAUAAAUUAAGGGAACAUACAAUAGGUCAGUGUGUAUUGUGAUCAGCUUUUGAUGUAUAAUGCUGUUUCUCUAAAGCCUUUUCUACAGGAGUGAAAUGACCUACUAAACACACUCAGAACAGCUGACUCAACAGCUACAUUUUGACCCAAGCAUAAAAUAUGCCAAAAUAUAUAUAGAUUACACUGUGAGACAAAAUACCUUCGACAUUUUUGAUGACUGCUGGCAAAAACAUCACCUCCCCUUUGGAAAGAUUGUACAUUAUGCUUUGUAGUACAUUCUGUAAUACACACUUCAUCUCUGCCUUCAUCACAUUUCUUGGCUGUAUGUCUUACUAUCACGAAGAGUAAUUGUUAUGAUACGAUAAGCAUAUUAUUGUAUGUUAAUUUGUUAAGAAAGAGUCUGCUAAUAAAGUAAAAUGCAAUGUAA
This is a messenger RNA of Ctenopharyngodon idella (grass carp), 2351 nucleotides long. It is a transcript of the gene cnr2, whose product is annotated as cannabinoid receptor 2. The record is from RefSeq and is a predicted model, not a curated record. Gene Ontology annotation, molecular function: cannabinoid receptor activity. Gene Ontology annotation, biological process: cannabinoid signaling pathway. NCBI's taxonomy places the organism in Eukaryota, Metazoa, Chordata, Actinopteri, Cypriniformes, Xenocyprididae. Bases 550 to 1740 code for a protein of 396 amino acids. Gene Ontology annotation, cellular component: membrane. The transcript has 3 exons.